Messenger RNA from Knipowitschia caucasica, 582 nucleotides. The record is from the annotation of a GenBank genome assembly. NCBI's taxonomy places the organism in Eukaryota, Metazoa, Chordata, Actinopteri, Gobiiformes, Gobiidae.
AUGCAGGCCGUCACAGGCGCGCUCACGCACACGUCCUUCUCAGUGGAGGACAUUCUGGACCCGCGCAAGUUUAUAACGCACAGGCGGCCAGUUCAACACGCUCCUUUGGAAACUUCAGAGCUACAAACACCCAAAGAGAGCCAAGACUGUGAGGUCCAUGUCUCUUCGGACAGCAGCAGCCCAGACGAGGAGGAGGAGGAGCAUCGAGACGCCAAAAGGAAAUCCAAAACCCGUCGCAUCCGCACUGCUUUCACCCUGGAGCAGCUUCAGAUCCUGGAGCGCAGUUUUAAACGGUGCCACUACUUAUCGGUGCUGGAGAGACACAACAUCGCCUCUCACCUGUGCUUAUCUGAGACACAAGUGAAGAUCUGGUUCCAAAACAGGCGCACCAAAUGGAAGAAGGAGAGGCAGCUGGGCCAGGAGGAAGAGGAGGAGCAGUGCGGCUUUGUGCCAAUGUCCUUCCCGUCUCAGCCAUCCCUAUUCUACGCUCCUGUCACCUACAACACACUGUGCCGUCCGCAGACAUUCGGUCACAUGUUCGUCCCGUCACCGCUGCCAUCCCACCUCUUUUACAACUUAUAG